AUGUUUGCUGUAAAACGGCCACUGAAUAAUAAUCAAUUCCUCCACAAAGAAGAAAUAGAAGUUUCGAAAAAAAUAAUUAGUUGUAUUGAAAAUUUAUCCAAUGAAAUUUUCUAUGAAAUUUUCUAUGAAAUUUUCGAUUUCCUCGAUGGUUGUGAAAUAUAUAAAGCAUUUUCAAAUCUUAAUAAUCGUUUUCAAACUUUAAUCACUUGUUCAACUCUUCGAUUAAAAAUUGAUCUUAGUAUUCGUCCGGACUCUAGUCUAGAACAUUGGUCGAAAUAUGUUGUUGUUCCGAACAAGGAUCGAACUAUUGCAUUGAUUUGGCUGUUUAGUUAUGAUCAUAAUUUGGGUUAUACACUAUUCAAUAUUGAUUCAUCAUUUAUCCGACUUGAAAUUUAA
Rotaria socialis is the source of this 396-nucleotide messenger RNA. The record is from the annotation of a GenBank genome assembly. Lineage: Eukaryota; Metazoa; Rotifera; Eurotatoria; Philodinida; Philodinidae.